UGGGUUGGUUCUAUACCCUUCGGCUUUUGCUGUCUCUGCUCUCCCCUAACCAAUCUUCUGCUUGAACGCUUUGAACAUCGUGCUAUCGUCGCGACAGGAUCGGCGAUCUCAUCGGUCGGCAUUAUUGUGACGUCAUUCAUGCCAUCCCUUUCACCGAUGUACUUCUCGUUCAGCUUUGCAUUUGGCCUUGGAUCCGGGAUGAUAUUAUUUGGUUGCUUCAAUCUCAUCCUCGCCUAUUACCCCCUCAAGAAUUCAACCAGGGCCACGGUCAUACCCAUGGCUAACACGAAUCUGGGCGUUUUUUCCCUUGGACCUUUGACCUACUUUCUGCAGACACGAUACGGAUGGAGGAACAUGCUAAGAAUCAUGGGAUCGUUGAUCGGGAUCGUCUGCAUACCUUUAAGUUUUCUGGUUUUGAAACCGCCGUCUAAAUCCGACACGGAAGACAAAAUAGGUUCGGCGUCCGAUAUUGGAACGAUGAAAUACUCCGAGAUCGCUUCUUCUAAAGAGGAUAUUGCUGAUGAUAAUCAAAGUGAGGGUAUCGAAAUUCAAAACGAUUCUCCGAGGCAUGAAAUAUCUCCAGAAACGGACGACAUCAUUAAUGGGUGUGAUGUUUUUAACAACACUUUGAGGAAAGGCGAAGGGCGAGCAUUGGAUAUCAAAGUUCUACCGUAUCAAAAAAGCGAAACUCAUCACAAUCUCAUUUACAGCAUUCUUCGUACUCUAUUGUAUCCAGAUGUCUUAUUGCUCUCAUUUACUGUAUUCGGAUAUGGUCUUGUGAACUCAUUUUUGGCCAUACAACUGGUAAACUUCAUGAUUUCUAUCGGGCACACGGCAGAGCAAGGAACACAGGCCGUCAUGGUCAUGAGCAUCUCCGUCAUGAUCGGCAAAAUAGUGCUAGUCCUGUUUGCGGACAUGGCGCCGUUUCCUAAACUUGGCUUCCUCCCAAUCUCUAGUUUCAUCGGAACUGGUAUACUAUUUGCAUUCCUAUGGGUGCAUCAACUCGUCGCUGUAUUGGUGAUGACGGCAGCAUUGGGUGUAACGGUGAUGAGUGUAUGUGACAGUCUUCCAUAUUCAAUUACCAACAAUACCUUCGGUGUUUCGAUAGGAACCCAUGCCUUAUCAAUUAUCGCCUUCUUCCAUGGAGCUGGAUUCAUCUUAGCCUCUCUCCUAGGUGAGAGCGUAGAUCGGACUGGUUCUUACGACGUGGCUUUCUACACCUGCAUUGGGGUUUACGUCGUUUGUGCCUCGUUUUGCAUUCUAGUUCCCGUUUACCAAAAGUGUUUUGUCAAAGACCGUUUUAUCAUGGACGUUUUCAUCGGAUGCAAACAUAGAGUAAAGAAACAAAAUAAACAAAUGUCAUACGAAAAGGAGAAAACACGGUGUGUAGAUAAAGAAGAAAUAACACACAUUGUCACUGAUAUGGUGUCUUCGGUAUAACGGAGUGAUGUCUUAAAAUGUCCUUUUCAAAGCCACACAAAGUGAUCAAUAGGUGAAUAUACAUGAUGUAGGUGGUCAGUAGCGUACCGUGGGUAACGACAUGGGGGCACCAGCAAAAUGUUUGAGUCACUUACGCGCAAAGCGCGCUCAGUUGCCAGGUAUUUUUUAGGACAGUGUCAUUAAACGGAUAUGUAUCUCACUGAUCAAAUAAUACGAGCGCGAAGCGCGAGCUGAAUUUUUUUUAUAUUGAAACCUAAAAAGGGACAUUACAAUCAAAUUUUUGUCUCGCUAAACAAUGCGAACGCGAACCGCGAGCUGAAAUUUUUGUAAUCAUUUUUUCUCGCUAAAUAUUCCGAGCGCGAAGCGCGAGCUGAUAUUUUUUGUAUAUAUUGACCCCAAACAUGGACAUUUUAAGGACUAUAUUUUAGGAAUCCAUUAAGAGUAUACUUAUCUCACCAUAUUCAUCUAAUGCGAGUUACAAUCAAAUUUUUGUCUCGCUAAACAAUGCGAACGCGAACCGCGAGCUGAAAUUUUUGUAAUCAUUUUUUCUCGCUAAAUAUUCCGAGCGCGAAGCGCGAGCUGAUAUUUUUUGUAUAUAUUUACCCCAAACAGGGACAUUUUAAGGACUAUAUUUUAGGAAUCCAUUAAGAGUAUACUUAUCUCACCAUAUUCAUCUAAUGCGAGUGCCAAGCGCUUGCUGAUUUUGUUAGAAUUACAUCUAUACACAUGAAGCACUUGUAGUCAUUGUAAUCAUAAUCAACAUACGCAUCUCAUUAAUCAAAUAUCGCGAGCGCGAAGCGUGAGCUAAAUAAAUAGGAAAUUCAGACCUGAAGAGGGGUAUUCUAAGACUUGUUUGUAGCAAUUCACUAAGACCAUACGUAUUUCACUAACGAAUUAAUGUAGGAUGAUACCCAAUUACCCAUCCUUUUCAUGAUUUACAAAACACGAAUAGAAUGUCCCGCUUUUAGGUCUAAAAUCUAAAUUUUCUUGCGCUCGCAUUAAUUGUUUAUAUACUUAUCCCUUUCAUGAUUACGAAAAGUGCUUGGACUGACAUUUUUAUAGUUCGGAAUGUCAAAAAAAAAUUAUCGCGCUCGCAUUAUUUAAUUGUUGAAAUACAUAUCAUCUUUUUCAUGGGUAACUGAAAACUGUCCUCAACAGGUCCCUUUUCGGUUCUGCUCGCGCUUGGCGUUCGCGGUAAUAAUCUAGCUACAUAGGAUCUUGUUUAGGCUCACAAACAUUGCUACCCAGAAUGUUAAAUUUUCAGGACAAAAUGCAUAAAAUUUCCAAAAAGAAUUAGCUCGCGCUUCGCAAUUUUUUUUUUUAUAUAGGGCUUAUCUGAGAUGAUAUCAUAUUUUUGUUGUUUUAUAAAAUAAAGCUAAGAAGUGACUGUGAGGACUACUACCACUUCAAACAAAGAAAUAUCAACUUGAGCGGCCGAUCGGACCCACCCCCUAUUGGCGAAAGUUUGAUCCGCCCCUGUGACACACACACAGAAAAAAAUUGUUUCCCCCAUUAACAAGCAAGGACCCCCUAGUGCCCCCCACCCCCAGGAAAAAAAUUGAUAGCUACGCCACUGAAGCACGGACAGGAAAUGUUUUAUUUUAAGAACUUAAAAUGGGGCAAUCACUUUAAGGAGUCAUGAAAAAGAAGCGUAUGUCACUACAAAAAAAUAAUUAUAACUCGAAGUGCGAGGAAAUGUAUUUGGUGUGUAUAUUGCGUUAAAACUGGAGGUUUUAGUACACCUGGGGGUGUUUCACAAAGAUUUAAGUAUGACUUAGAGUCGCACUUAAAUACCAAGUUGCGUACGGUAUGAAAGGCUUGACCGCAUUGGUCAGAUCGUGUCAUGAGGACGCGCACUACUGCGUGUCUAUCAAUAAGAUCGCGCGUUCCAUAUCAUGUAUGCGUAGGCAUUUAAGUGCGACUUAAGUCAUACUUAAAUCUUUGUGAAACACCCCCAGCUUUAUAUACUGUAUCUCGUUAAACAGACAAUGAAGAAGAAGAAGUUAUAAAAAUAUUUCUUAUGUAAUAUAACAUAACAUAAUUAUAAUAUAAUAUAACAUAAUGAACAAUAAUUUCUUCUUCCCCACUACGUUUCUCUUUCUCCCCCUUUAUCUGCUUUUCCUUCUUCUUUUUUUUUUUUUUUUUUUUUGGGGG
Lytechinus pictus (painted urchin) is the source of this 3594-nucleotide messenger RNA. RefSeq lists its product as uncharacterized. The coding region runs from base 139 to 1440 and encodes 433 amino acids. Gene Ontology annotation, cellular component: membrane. The transcript has 5 exons. Gene Ontology annotation, biological process: transmembrane transport. NCBI's taxonomy places the organism in Eukaryota, Metazoa, Echinodermata, Echinoidea, Temnopleuroida, Toxopneustidae. The record is from RefSeq and is a predicted model, not a curated record. Gene Ontology annotation, molecular function: monocarboxylic acid transmembrane transporter activity.